GGCUUCAAAUCGAGAUAGUUGACAUGCAUCUCGUGGUGACGCGAGAAUCUUGGACGCCGUUCUAUCCUAGUCUUCCGCACUUUCGCAGUCAAGAGUAUACUAGGUCCCGAUGCAUUUGAGGAGCUCCCUGUAACUAUUAUUGUCGCCUCUAUCAUUCUUUAUCUUAUAAAUUGAGUUACGUUGUCCGUGUCCCGGACUUCCUCCACACCAUUUCACAGAUCUUGUACGCUUACUAGAAUACUUGAAAACCACCUCCUUGGCCCCCAAUAAUUUUUCGACAACCAGUACGAAAGCCUCUUUUGUUGAAAAAAUGCUUCCAGCGAUCCUCAUCUUGAAUGACCGCUACUAUCCUAGUUCCACAAACUCCCCUGCUAAGGUUGGAGCGACUGCUUUUGCGCUACAAGUAAUACGAGUCCUGGAGGGGGCGGGGCUAUUUUGCGGCGUGAUUCUCUAUGAUCGUCAGAGUCACUUAGCGGCACCUGUUGUACAGCUUGUGACAAGAGAUUCAACACCAUGCGUCAAGUUGUCUUUCAAUUUUGGCAUGAACACUGUGCAAGUCCGAUAUGCCUUAUGCGCCGCCACAGCUCUACUCAUGGCAAAGUUUUCAAAUAUUCUACCACCAAUGCUAUAUUAUCAAACCGAUACACUCCUCAGAUAUCAUCCGAAGCGUCUACCUUACUGUGUCACCCACCACGGCCCUUUCUACGACGAUUUCACUCGUCACUUUACGAAAGGCCUUGCUGCUGUAGCAUAUGGCUCCGAGAAUAAAGCUUCUCAUCUGGCAGUGACUCAGGAGGAGGGCUUGCGAUACCUCAAAGCUUCUGAUCGUGCCUACGUUCUACAGCACUCCAAAAAACAAGGCGAUUAUCUCAUAGAGCGAGGUAUUGAUCCUGCGCGAAUUCGAGCACUCAACCCCCCGAUACAUUCAAUGAGAAUGUAUCACCAUCAUAAAACAGCCAAUAUCGAACAACUUGUAUCCUUUUCAUCGAGUGAAAGAAAUCUCAUCUUUACCGCCGUUGCUCGUCUAGAUUAUUUCAAAAAUAUAGAGUUAUUAGUAGACUCGGCGGUAUCACUCCUCGACCGUGGGAAACUUGUGCGCUUAUUGAUAGUGGGUGGCGAAGGGACUUCGGAUACAGCAUCAGCGAGAUUGAUAGCCCGCGUCCCACAAAAACAUAGCGCUCAUGUCAAGAUCACUCCCAAAAUUCCGAAGGAUGACAUGUAUGCACUCUUUGAUUAUGUACGAACGCAUGGAAUAUUCGUGUGUACAUCACGCUAUGAGACUCUUGGGAUCACCCCACUUGAGGCAGCCCUGAGCGGUGUGGCCACAGUGAUGCCUGACUGCGACCUUGUCGAAGCCUCACGUUAUUUUCCCUCAAGCUUUCGCUUCGAGCCUACGGUAACCGGACUUUCGCAUGUAUUAGAAAGGUUCCUUCAGGACGAGUCGGGACAAUCUGGACUGGAGCUGCAAUGUUUCAUUAACAGCUUGAUUUCAGAGGAGAGAUUUGUAUUUGACUUGCUGGCGGCGUGGUCCGAUUUCUCACAGCUUGCCCUCAAAACUUUACCCACUUCAAAUAGUACUACCUUCAAUAAACCCACUCGACCAUUGAAGAUCAGAGGUCGAAGAUAUUCCAUGUAGCCCAUUUCAUGUAUCUCAUUUUUUCUGCUUAUCCCGAUUCCAAAAAAGGCCUGUUUGGGUGUUUCGUUGGGGGAUUGAUCAUAGUAAAGCUUCGAUAAAUGAUAUGUGAUUCUGACUCAAGCCACGAUGCAGAUAUUGUUUCCUCUGUAUCUUUUGAUCGUUGCUGGGCGAGCCCAUAAUAAAUAUCAUAUGUAAUGUGGGAAUAGAUCCGUUCAUCAUGUGCCAGAUCCCCUUUCCGAGGCUGAACCUCCGUCCCCGAUCACUAAGCGUCAUACUUGGGGACAAAUGGCAUUUGAACAAAAAGCAGUACGAGCCGUCACUCCAGAUAUCAACUCUUGUAGAACUAAACGCCAAGAGGAAGGCAGACUGAACGAAAGCCAGAUGCCUUUUGUCUGCCACAUAUACCUUCCAGAAUCUUGCAAUGAGGAUGCUCGGCAGUCUACCCAAGGGAUUGGGUAGCAUGAAGCUAUAGCGGAAUGUUGGGAUGGGAUCAGAAAAGGUUUGAAGCUUUGUUGGACAACAUGAUCAACUCCUCCAUCAAAUCACUUUCGUGUUCA
Messenger RNA from Botrytis cinerea B05.10, 2193 nucleotides. RefSeq lists its product as hypothetical. NCBI's taxonomy places the organism in Eukaryota, Fungi, Ascomycota, Leotiomycetes, Helotiales, Sclerotiniaceae. Gene Ontology annotation, molecular function: glycosyltransferase activity. The record is from RefSeq and is a predicted model, not a curated record. The transcript has a single exon. Bases 311 to 1636 code for a protein of 441 amino acids.